CCUCAGUGUCUGCAACACUCGUACAGUCCGUCUGCAGCGGAAUAAAAUUUCUACAUUUUAGUUACAUACGUUUGCCUUUUAUAUCUGCUCGGAAGGUUUAAUGGAAACGAGGUACACCGGUAGUGCUGCCAUGCUGGCGUGGAGCCCGUGAGCGAGUUGCCCACGUCCCCACCCCCUCCUUCCUCCCCUCCACCCGCGGCCCUGCCCCAGGCUCCGGCGGCGGCAUGUCCAGCACGGGCUUCCCUCCCAGCCAGGGGAGCUUCAGCAGCGAGCAGAGCCGCUACCCGCCCCACUCGGUCCAAUGCACCUUCGGCACAGGGCGCCACCCUUCGGACUUUUCAGUCCCAGAGUUCCGUAGUACUCACCUGCAGGACCAGCAGCAGCGCCGAAGACCCUCACUGCUGUCAGAAUUCCACCCUGGAACUGAAAGGCCUCCAGAGCGCAGGCAUGCCUACGAUCAGCAGUACCCUGGAGUGCUGGCCCAGCCGGAGCCCGAGGCCGUGGAGGCCAAGCGGCCCCGUGUGGAGGGCACCUCCGAUCCCCACCUGUCCCGCCCCCCACCUGCCAGCGUUGUCCUGCCGCUCCCACACACCGUACAGGAUGGCCUGAGAACCCCCGGCGAUAUCAAGAAGGAGACCCAGUUCAGUGUGAAGGUGGAGGCCUCGUCCCCAGGAGGUGGCGUGCAGGCGGUUGGGGACGAGGACGCCUCGCCAUCCAAACUCUCCAAGGAAGAGCUGAUCCAGAGCAUGGACCGCGUGGACCGCGAGAUCGCCAAGGUCGAGCAGCAGAUCUUCAAGCUCAAGAAGAAGCAGCAACAACUAGAGGAGGAAGCAGCAAAGCCAGUCGAGCCAGAAAAGCCGGUGUCCCCGCCGCCCGUGGAGCACAAACACCGGAGCAUCGUCCAGAUCAUCUACGAUGAGAACCGGAAAAAGGCGGAAGAAGCCCACAAGAUCUUUGAAGGACUCGGCCCUAAAGUAGAGCUGCCCCUGUAUAACCAGCCAUCAGAUACUAAGGUAUACCACGACAACAUUAAAACGAAUCAAGUGAUGCGGAAGAAGCUGAUUCUCUUUUUCAAGAGGAGGAACCACGCACGCAAACAGAGGGAGCAGAAGAUCUGCCAGCGCUACGACCAGCUGAUGGAGGCAUGGGAGAAGAAGGUGGAGCGCCUGGAGAACAACCCACGGCGCAAGGCCAAGGAGAGCCGCACGCGCGAGUACUACGAGCGGCAGUUCCCCGAGAUUCGCAAGCAGCGCGAGCAGCAGGAACGUUUCCAGAGGGUGGGCCAGCGAGGGACAGGCCUGUCAGCCACCAUAGCCAGAAGCGAGCACGAGAUCUCGGAGAUCAUAGACGGCCUCUCGGAACAGGAGAACAAUGAGAAGCAGAUGAGGCAGCUGUCCGUCAUUCCCCCAAUGAUGUACGACUCGGAGCAGCGCCGCGUCAAGUUCAUCAACAUGAACGGUCUCAUGGACGACCCCAUGAAGGUCUACAAGUCCCGCCAGUUCAUGAACGUCUGGACCGAGCACGAGAAGGAGAUCUUCAAGGAGAAGUUCGUCCAGCACCCAAAGAACUUUGGCUUGAUUGCCUCUUAUCUGGAGCGAAAGUGCGUCGCAGACUGUGUACUGUAUUACUACUUAACCAAGAAGAGCCAGAACUUUAAGACCCUGGUCCGACGCAACUACGGCAGCCGGCGCCGGAGGAAUCAGCAGAUAACACGACCCUCACAAGAAGACAAGUCCGACGACAAGAACGAGGAGGACAAAGCGGAGAAGUCGGAGAAGAAAGAGGACGACGAGAAGAAGGAAGAGGAGGAGAAAGAUGAGAAGGAGGACUCCAAGGACGUGGGCAAAGACAAAGAGAAGUGCGAGGGCGACGACGAAGAGGGCAAGGAGCAGAGCACGCCGCGCGGCCGCAAGACGGCCAACAGCCAGGGCCGCCGCAAAGGCCGCAUCACCACACGCUCCAUGGCCAACGAGGCAGCCGCUGUGGCCGCCGAGGAGCCGGUGCCGCCCCUGCCUGAGCAAGUUUUGCCUGAGCCUGUCCCUCCUCCCAAACCGGAGCCAGCUCAGAAGCCUGCCCGCGAGCUCGCUAAACUCACCCCUGUGACCAGCAUGGACACCCAAGCGCGAGGAGCCGUCGAGGCUGGAGAGACUUCGCGCUGGACGGAGGAGGAGAUGGAGGUCGCCAAAAAAGGCCUGGUAGAGCACGGGCGGAACUGGUCGGCCAUCGCCAAGAUGGUGGGCACCAAGAGUGAGGCCCAGUGCAAGAACUUCUACUUCAACUACAAGAGACGUCACAACCUGGACAACCUGCUGCAGCAGCACAAGCAGGUGACCAGACGGAUCCGGGACCGAGACGCAUCACAAAGCGACAGCGUGGCCACGGCCUCGGCCGAUGACGAGGAGGAGAACCCCGACGACAGUGAAGGAGCAGACAACAGCUCGGACACGGAGAGCGCCCCCUCCCCCUCCCAAGCGGACCCUUCCAAGCCCUCUGAGCCUCUCUCCCACCCGAGCCCCGGGGUUGGCAGCCUGGAGCCAGAUCCCGCCACCCCCAAGGGCUCCGGUGCGGACAGCAAAGGCCCGGAGCCACCAUACGGCGAGCUCCAGGUCAAGCUGGAGAAAAGCCCAGAAGGCAGUGCGGCGGGUGACGGCACCGCCCAGGACGAGCGCGCCCGGCUGCCCCUCGAACCCCAGGUACACCUGAAGAGCGAGCCCCAGGACACAGACAUGGGCGUGGCCCCGGGGCCAGCCGGUGACAGCAUCGAGGUACGGGUGAAGACGGAGCCGGAGGCCCGGGACAAGGCGGAAAAGCUGGGUGAGCAGACGCACUCGGACAACGACUCCAGCGCCACCUGCAGCGCCGACGAGGACGUGGAAGCCGAGCCGGACAGACAGAGGCUCUUUUCCCCGGACAAGCCUUCUCUGCUCGGAGGCCACAGCUCCGUUGUGGUCUCCACGGUCAAGCCAACCCAGCAGCUCAGCAUGCAGCAGCUACAGCAGCGGGCCGCCACCAUCCCCCCCAUGGUCAGUCCCUUUAGCCCCAUGCUCCAAUUUCCUAGCAGACACACCCUCCUGGCCAGGCCCCGGCCCAGGGACUGGGGCAGGCUUGGGGCCCAGAGCCACCCUUCCUCAGCCCAGCCACCUCGCCACGUGCCAGGACCGUUCGGGCCGGGCAGCAUGCCCGUGGGAGCCCCGCUCAGCGGCUUUGCCAUGUACCAGAAACAGAUCAAGGCGGUGCACGAGUCGGCCCACCUGGAGGACUCGCAGAGGCAGGAGCCCAGUGAGGUGGACCGCCGGCCUCACUUCCCUGACCGCAGCUCCACCCUCCUCGAGCGAGAUGGAAAGGCGUUUGCCUACAUGCCUUACGACAUGAAGCUGAUGGAUCAGGAGGUUCACGGGGGUGCAGGCAGGCCCGGCUCGCCUUACAGGCUCUCGCCGCGCGAGCCCAGCAAAGCGUCGCCCCAGCCAGACCCCAACAACGCGGCCCGCUACAGCAUCCCGCCAGUCCUGCAGCCAGCUCCUAACCAAAUGGUCCAGAACCUUCCGGAUGGAAUGCGCAUGACGUUCUCCCGCCACAGACCGGCUAACAUUCCGUCUCCCCCUCCGCUCAUUCCCACCUCCAAGCCCUCGGACAAGCCAUCCUUUAUCCAGGGUGGCUCGAUCUUGCAGGGAACACCGGGGACGUAUCUGCCCUCACACAUGCACGCCGUGUACGGGCCAGAGCUGGCCAAGAGUGUCGGAGGGUCCAUCUCACUCGGCCUGCCCAGGCAGCAGGACCCUGCUAAGCCUGUGCCCUAUAUAAAGCAAGAGGAAUGUUCUCCACGGGGACAGAGCACUCAAGCUGAAGGACUACUCUCCAGGGCACAGUAUGAGGGAGUCGUCAGAGGAGGGUCAAUGCCUGCCAUUCAGGACCUGACCAGAGGCCCCACAGGAAAAGGUCCCGAGGGGCUCCACUUCCAAAGAGGCUCCAUCACCCAAGGCACCCCCGCGCUGCCCCAAUCAGGCCUGGCGGCGGACCUGCUGAAGGGCACCAUUGCCAAACUGGCCGCUGAGGACCUGAGCAUCCCGGAGAAGAGCCGGGCCGAGGCGCUCUCCAAAGGCCACGUCAUCUAUGAGGGCAAGAGCGGACACAUCCUCUCUUACGACGCCAUUAAGAACACCAGGGAAGGUACUAGAAGCCCCAGGACGGGUCAUGAGCUCAAACGCACAUACGACAUGAUGGACGGACCCCGAGGGCACCCUGUACGGGAGGCCGCCCCUUACGAGGGUUUGAUUAGCAGAGCCCUACCCAGAGACAGCCUGCACCCUGACUCCAAGGACAGGGCUAUGCUCACAGGAUCCAUCAUGCAAGGAACGCCCCGAACCUCUGCCGAUGCCUUCGAUGAGGCCAAGUACGGCAAGCAGAUCAAGAGGGAGAGUCCACCCAUCCGCUCAUUCGAGGGGGGGAUCACCAAGGGCAAGCCAUACGAGGGGGUGAACACCAUAAAAGAGAUGGGCCGUUCUAUUCACGAGAUCCCCCGCAAGGAGACCCAGGACAGCCGCAAGACCCCGGUGCUGGAAGGAUCCAUUACCCAGGGCAUACCCCUAAAGUACGAGGCCGGCGGCAGCGCAAGCCAAUCGGCCAUCAAGCACAACGUCAAGUCCCUGCUCACCAGCCCCGGUAAGAUGGCACACGCAGCCGCCGAGGCGGCGGAGCGCGAGCGAGCCAAGUACGAGGAGGUCAAGGCGUCGGCGGAGCGGGUGCGCCACGCCUCCGUGGUCAACCCCACCUCGGUGCUACGCUCCACACACCAGGAGGCCGGCAAGGCUCAGCUCAGCCCCGGCCUGUACGACGACGCCACAGCCCGCCGGACACCCAACUACGGAGCUGGCUCCAUGUCCAGAGGGUCACCGCUGCUGCGCACGCAGGAAGGAGGCAUAACAGCAGGCAAGCCCGUGUCCCACGAGAGGAAGAGCGCGCUGACCCCAACCCAGAGAGACAGCGUCCCGGCCAAGUCCCCCGUCUCCGGCGCCGACCCGCUGGGCUCGCACAGCCCGUUCGACUCCCACCACAGGCCCGUGGUGGCGGGGGAGGUGUACCGAGCCCAUCUGACCCCACACCUUGACCCCAGUGUCUUCCACCACCGGGUGCUGGACCCAGGGUACAUGUUCCCGAGGCAGCCUUCGCCCACUGGCUACCCCAACACCUACCCGCUGUACACCAUGGAGAACACGCGCCAGACCAUCCUCAACGACUACAUCACCUCCCAGCAGAUGCAGGUCAUUCCGCGACCCGACGUCGCCAGGGGCCUGUCGCCGCGCGAGCAGCAGAUGGCCAUCCCCUACCCUUCCGGUGCCAGAGGUAUAAUUGAUCUAGCCCAGAUGCCUCCCGCCAUCCUGUUGCCUCACCCCGGGGGGACAGGUUCCCCCACACUGGACCGCAUCACGUACAUCCCUGGAGCUCAGACCCCUUUUCCUUCUAGGGUUUUCAACCCUACCUCCAUAUCUCCAGGACACUCUGCCCAAUUCGCAGCCAGCGUGGAGAGAGAGAGAGAGCGGGAGCGGGAUCGCGAGCACAGAGAGCGCGAGAAGGAGCGUGAAAAGGAGCGCGAGAGGGAGCAGAGAGAGCGGGAGAGGGAGCGCGAGCGCAUGGCCGCUGCAAGCGAAUACAUACGUGGAGCUCCAGAGCAGCCCGUCAUGCCCAGCAGUCGUGUCUUUCUGCGUUCCCCCUCGCCUUCGAUGAGGUCACAGGAAGGCGUGGUCCAGCAGAGGCCCAGCAUUUUCCAGGGCACCAGCAAGAGCGUCAUAACCCCUCUGAUACCGAUGCCGUCGGCCACGGUCCAGGCGAACUCGCGCUACAACACGGCCGCCGACAUGCUGGUCGCCCUGGUGGACGCGGCAGCCUCCGCCCCCCAGAUGGACGUGGCCAAGACCAAGGAGGGCAAGCACAGCGUGGACGACGAGCCGCAGACCCAGCGACGCCCGGCCGUCGAGCAGCAGGAAGCGGCAGAGCGGCGCUCCACGCAGCUGCCGUACGGGGCCCUGCCGCUGGCCGUGGGCAAGCCACCCCUCGCCGCCUACGCUGACGCCGGGGGAGGGGCCGGUGCUGCCAAAGACAAGUCACGCAUUGAGGUGGAGCUGCGCACGCGCGGCAAGACCACCAUCACUGCCGCCAACUUCAUCGACGUUAUCAUCACGCGCCAGAUCGCUUCGGAGAAGGACUCGCGGGAGCGGGGCUCUCAGAGCUCGGACUCCUCCAGCAGCUUGCCGACUGGCCGCUACGAAGCACCGGGCAGUGGGGCCAUUGAGGUAAUCAGCCCGGCUAGUUCUCCAGCCCAACGAGAGGAGAAGAUUGAGGGCCCUUUCCCCCCUGAGAAGAGCUCUCAGUCAUCCACAGGUGCUGGCAGAGGGUUCGACAUGAGCCGCUACAGGCAGCCGCCGGAGCCACUGCCACAGACGCACCGUGUCAUGACCCUGGCCGACCACAUCUCGCACAUCAUAACCCAGGACUUCGCGCGGAGCCAGGACCCUUUGCCUGCGUCCAGCGCCAUGCCUCCCACAUCCUCCGCUGCCUCCACAUUCCAAACCUCCGGCGCCGUGGGUCGGCCCAAAGGGCCCAACCGCUACAGUCCUGAGAACCCUCCCGGUCACCACGUGAAAGCCCCCAGCAGGGUGUCUCCCGAGAACGUGUCUGACAAGACCAGAACCAGGCCAGGGAAGUCUCCCGAGCGCUCUGGCGGAGUCAGUGGUCGGGGUGUGGAGAGCUAUGAGCCCAUCUCUCCACCUCAGAGCUAUUCGGGCCUGGACAAACUAGAGGGCAGUUUUCAAGGCCAGAGACGUGAGACGGACCUCACAGAGCAGAGGAUGGACACGCACUCCCCGGGAAGCAGCAGCUAUCAGCCCUCUUUCUUUGCCAAGAUGGAGAACACCCCCAUGGUCAUGUCCAAGAAGCAGGAGAUCUUUCGCAAAUCUGAAGUUGGCAAUGCACAGCCAGGCACAGAGAUCUUCAAUUUACCAGCAGUAACAAGCUCAAGUAACGUGAACCCGAGAAACCACUCAUUCAGCGACCCAGCCAGUAACCUGGGUCUAGAGGACAUCAUCCGCAAGGCCCUGAUGGGCAACGUGGAGGAAAGGCCCGACGAGCAGGCACAGCAAGCCCAGUCCAGCGCUCCCUCAAUGGGCAGCAACGCGAGCGGCAUGGGGGGUGUGUCCGAGGGGCGGCAGGAGGCCAGUCCAUCCCCCAACGCAGGUAGAUACUCAGGCAAACAGAAGCUCCAAAGCAAAGCCAGCAGCAGGAAGUCCAAGUCGCCAAACCCAGGCCAGGCAUACCCAGGCGGGGAGCGUCCGCCCUCCGUCUCCUCGGUGCAUUCUGAAGGUGAUUACCACAGGCCGAGCUGGGCCUGGGAGGACCGGCCCUCAUCCACAGGGCCUAUGCAGUUUCCGUAUAACCCUCUGACUAUGCGGAUGUUGAGUAGCACCCCUCCCACCUCCAUGGCCUGUCCAUCUCCCUCCAUGCAGUCCCAGCAGCAGCCACAGGGAGGCGCUGCCAUUGGCCCGGCCCGCGCGUGGGAGAGGGAGCCGCCACUGCUCUCGGAACAGUACGAAACCCUGUCGGACAGUGAUGACUGACGAACUAUGACCUCCUACCAACCCCAAGGCCCCCACCCCACUCCAUCCCACCCUGGUCAUAAGAAGUGUCCCUCCCAACUAUGCCCCAUUGCCAUUCUUGAGAUGGGGACCAGCCGAGGAGGACUCCCUUCUGGUCCCUUGUUGCCCUCUGGUGGUCAGAGAAAGCAUUGCAAGGGAGCCACAAACGGGCUGAGUCUUCAGGAUAAACUUUUUAUUGGAGUCCAGAAGCUUUAUGCCACCUGUUUGUGGAUAAGAAAUCAGUGAAAAGUGAAAAAGGAUGAAGAACUUUGUAAAGAAACUUUAAAGAAGACUUAUUUGCUUAAAAAUCUGUUCAGUUUCUGUAAAGAAAUACUUUUUGUCUUUAAAAAAAAACCACAAAAAAAACGACGUAUGUAAAUAGGGUAACCUUUUGCAGUGUGUUCCUUUUUUCCUCUUCGUAUUUUCUCUGCAUUUUAAUGUUGCUUUUUUUUUUUUUUAAUGAAAUCACGGAUGGUUUGAGAUUACACACAAGUUCUCGCUCUUCGUGUGAAAGGUGCCGAUUCCCUCCCCCACCACUGGCCAGUGGCAUGAGCGGCACGACCCGAGCCGGCCGAGCUGAACGGACCAGGUUGCAACCACAGCGCAGCAGCCGUCCGCGAGGCAGGGAGGGCGAGUGCGUUUUAGCCGACAGGAGAAGACCCAGCCUACAGGGCGCUGUGGUGAGGCAUCAGCAGCUGUGGAAAUAGAUUCCAUUUCUAUGUGGGUGUAUAGAUGUUUAUUCAACCUGUUAUAUGGGUCUAGGAGGGGGGAGACACAUGAGCGUUGUUCCGCCCUGCAGGAAGAGCAGUUUGAGAAGCAUAAAGGCACCAUCACCUGUUUGGUUCAUGUGAACAAGCUGAGAACACUGGUCUCAGAGCCGUAUGAUUUUUACCGUGAAAGAAGAAAUAUAAGCUGAAGGUUUACUUUUUUUUUUUUUUUUUCCUCCAUCAAAGCUAAUUGAAUUUAUUUUAUUUUAUUUUUCUGUUUUUCUUAUGCUGAUCGGUGCUCUGUGGUGGAGUGAACUUGAGCAUGGUUUGCAUCCAGCGUCCUGAACUUCAGUAUGUUCAUCUGUGUGGUUGCUAAGAAGUGCUAAAUGUUCUGCUGCCACCCUCCUCCCCCCUCCCAAUUCUCACCCCUUCUCCUUUAUCCUGGUAGGUUGCUAUAGCAACCAGGGGAGCACCAGAGCAGUAUAUUGUUCUGGAGAAGGUCUUGGUUCGAUUUUCAUGAGGCGAAAAUUCAACUGUGACCUUCUCCUUCAUUUUAUUUAGUCUGUUCUUUUAUUCAUUUUUUAUUUGCUAAAUCACAUUCUGACAAAUACAUGCCCCUCACACACACACACACACACACACACACACACACACACACACGAAAGAAAGAAAAACCAAACUUCUGUCUGAUGAACCUCUGCACCAUUGUUGCACUUUUUUUGGCUCAGUAUCUUUUGACAUUGAUUAAAAGUGUACUACCUGUAAUCUAAGUUAUUCAAGCUCUUGCAGAGGUCUGCGCUGUUCAGUUUCAUGCACAUUUUGCAAUAGUUCUUUAUUGCCACUUGGAAAUCUUUGGAUAUUACAUGUUUCUUUUCAAACGUGUCCCUGUUUUCUGGCUUGUUUGACAUCACUUUUCUUGGUCUAUGGUACAGUAAGGCUGUUGAAGUUGCCCUUUCAUAGUGGUGGCUUUGACUUAGAUCUUCAUUUUCUUGAUGUAACAGAAAAUAAGCUUGAUUUUAGUUAUCUGCGCAAACAUAGCUGUAGUAUGUUCCAUGACAACCCAAAAGACAAAAAAAUCUAAGCAGCCUGUGCUUGUGUUUUGGUUUCCUUUGCUUUCACUUUGCUCAAGUAACACAACUUUACAUCUGCUUUACAUUUUGAUAUAUUUAAUUAAUUUUGCUUCUGAAAUGGGGCUGAAAAAAGCCUUAGAGCUCAUCUUUUCAGAUUUUUCCUUUAUUUCAAAUCAUUUUCAACAUCGAUGUUAUUCAUCCUGUUUUAAUGGGAUGCCAAGUGUUUACAGUGGCGUCAACAAAAAGGAAAAAAAAAAGCAGUGAAACUUGAAUCUUAAGAAAAUGAAAGGCGAUCAUUGCAUUAGUUAUAGUUAUUAGCUUUUUUCAGUCCAACACCUUGCAGUGGUAACUUUUUUUUUUUCCUUUUGUGCGUUCAGAAUCGAGACUUGAAAUAACCCGUGUAUCCCAUGAUGUUGAAAACGCAAUGUUUGUAUCGCACAAUGUCUCUUAAGUAGCCAAUUACAGAGUUCAGACCAAUCAAUAAAGUGGACUAGCACUCCACCUUUCUGAAAGUGAA
Electrophorus electricus (electric eel) is the source of this 9919-nucleotide messenger RNA. It is a transcript of the gene ncor1, whose product is annotated as nuclear receptor corepressor 1. Gene Ontology annotation, cellular component: chromatin. Gene Ontology annotation, biological process: negative regulation of transcription by RNA polymerase II. Gene Ontology annotation, molecular function: transcription corepressor activity; nuclear thyroid hormone receptor binding. The record is from RefSeq and is a predicted model, not a curated record. Lineage: Eukaryota; Metazoa; Chordata; Actinopteri; Gymnotiformes; Gymnotidae.